GUAGGCGCAAAGUGAGUUUUUAAAAUGCUUUCAUGACAACACGCUCAGCUAGUCGCUGAAUGGACUAUGGUGAAUUUGCCAGCUGUCAUGAGGACCACAGAGUUUGAUUCGUCUGACGAGGAGGACACGGGUGAAGAGGAGUGUACCCCUCUGCUAAUCUCCUGGUUGUCUUUGUCAGUGGUGGAGUGCUCCCAGUCUCUGGGUAUUUGCUCACUGCCAGGAUGCAAGUACAAAGAUGUGAGGAGGAACCUGCAAAGGGACAUGGGCCAGCUGCAGGAGCAGGGUGUGGAGGAUGUGUUUGUGUUGUGCACGCGUGGGGAGCUGCAGCGCUAUCGGGUGCCGGGGCUCCUGGAGGCCUACAGCCAGCAUGGUCUCACCAUCCACCACCUGCCCUUCCCCGACGGCUGCGCCCCAGAGCUGCCCCAGUGCUGCCAGAUCCUGGAGGAGCUGCAGGCUAGUCUGCAGGCCAACCGCAGAACCAUCAUCCAUUGUUAUGGAGGUCUUGGUCGUUCAGCACUAAUUGCGGCAUGUCUGCUACUACAGCUCUCUGUCUCCAUGACGCCCAACAAAGCCAUUGAGAUCCUCCGGGAGCUGAGAGGAGGCGGGGCCAUUCAGACAGUCAAGCAAUAUAACUUCCUUCAUGAGUUUCGGGAAAAGUUUGCUGAAUAUCAGGAGAACAAAGCUUUUUCAGAGAGGUCGGUGUCCCGGUAACUCGCACCCACCCCAGCCCUCAGGAGAUUUGAGAUUCUGAUUAUUAUAAGGGAAAAUACUGCUUUGUUUUCAAUUGUGGAGAAAAUGCUAUCAGCUUGAUUAUGUUUCAUAAAGAGUGUUAAUUUUUCUUAAUUGCACUUCAUAAGAAAAAUUUGUAAUUUUGCAGAAAUAUUUUAAGUUUUAAUUUUCCACAUUUGUCUGGGAGAAAGUAAGUUUGUAGAGCUGAUUUUCAGUAUGCACCUUGUGAAGUAAAUUAUAUGAAUGACCACCAAAUAAAUGUGAAUAAAAGGGAUAUAUUUGGUAAAA
Messenger RNA from Alosa sapidissima (American shad), 1017 nucleotides. RefSeq names its product cyclin-dependent kinase inhibitor 3 (gene cdkn3). The coding region runs from base 67 to 711 and encodes 214 amino acids. Gene Ontology annotation, biological process: protein dephosphorylation. Gene Ontology annotation, cellular component: nucleus. The record is from RefSeq and is a predicted model, not a curated record. The transcript has 8 exons. Lineage: Eukaryota; Metazoa; Chordata; Actinopteri; Clupeiformes; Clupeidae. Gene Ontology annotation, molecular function: protein tyrosine phosphatase activity.